This is a messenger RNA of Olea europaea var. sylvestris, 1581 nucleotides long. RefSeq lists its product as uncharacterized. The record is from RefSeq and is a predicted model, not a curated record. Bases 1 to 1581 code for a protein of 526 amino acids. The transcript has 6 exons. Lineage: Eukaryota; Viridiplantae; Streptophyta; Magnoliopsida; Lamiales; Oleaceae. Gene Ontology annotation, molecular function: zinc ion binding.
AUGGUAUACAAGAACUUUAGGGUGACCUCAUGCUAUUUGGCAGAUAGAUAUUUAACUGAUUGGAGGGCUGAGCAAAAUAUGUUAGUUACUGCAUAUAGAUCAGAGGAGAAGGCGCUCGAAAAAAUUAGAGGGAGUGUGGUGGAGCAUUACAAAUUACUGUGGGAUUAUUGUGAGGAGUUAAAGAGGACAAAUAUUGGGACCACUGCAUUGGUUGAGGGGCACGUUGGAGAAUUUCGACGGUUGUAUAUUUGCAUUGGGGCAUUGAGAGAUGGUUUUAUUCGAGGUUGCAUAAGGGUGAUUGGGGUAGAUGGCUGCUUUUUGAAGACAGAGCUUGGUGGUCAAUUGUUGACAGCAGUUGGUGUUGAUGCGAAUAAUGGUAUGUAUCUGGUGGUAUAUGCAGUUGUGGAGGUUGAAAAUGGGGAUAAUUGGAAAUGGUUUUUGGAGUUAUUGAAGGAUGAUUUGCACAUACAUAGCAGUCAACAUUGGAUAUUCAUUUCAGAUCAGCAAAAGGGAUUGACAAAUGCAAUUGGGACAUUGUUUGAGAAUUUGGAGCAUAGGAUGUGUGUCAGACAUCUAUACAACAAUUUCAGCUUCUGUCACAAGGGUUUAGCAUUGAAGAACUGUUUGUGGGAUGUAGCCAGGGCCACUACUAUAUCACAGUGGCGUCAGCACGUGCAACGGAUGAUGGACUUGGACCCGGCUGCUUAUGGAUGGCUUGAAGAAAAACCAGCUUCCCAAUGGAGUAAAUCCCACUUUAGAGAGUGGAAUCAGUGUGACAUGCUUCUCAACAACUUAUGUGAAUCAUUUAAUAGCACAAUUGUGGCUGUAAAAGAGAAGCCGAUCUUAACCAUGUUGGAGGAUAUUAGGGUAUAUUUGAUGAGGAGAAUUGUGUCCCGUAGAGAGUCUUGUUAUAGGUGGACAACAGCAGUUGGACCUAGAAUGCAGAAGAUUUUGGAUAAAAAUGGUAAACUUGCAAGGUUUCAGUGGGCUGAGUACGCAGGUAAUGAAAAGUUCCAAGUUCGCCACAAUGUCGGGAUUGUGCUACAUGCUUUAGAUUUAAGGGCACGAACUUGUACAUGCCGUGGUUGGCAAUUAUCAGGAAUUGCAUGUAGCCAUGUCAUUGCCUCAAUUAUAUCUAGAGGCCUGAACGUGUUGGAGUUCGUGGAUGACAUCUAUAAGAAGGAUGCAUACAUGAGAACAUAUACGCCAUCAAUUUCUCCCAUCACAGGUCCGGACGCAUGGCCUACCCCAGGUUUGAACCCUCUCACUCCACCAGUAUACACGAAGAGGCCUCGGAGGCCAAAGAAAAAUAGAAUAAACGAGCCGAAUGAGGUGGCUUCUUCAAUGCACAAAUUGUCUGCAUGUAGUGGAUAUAAUAUAGCACUUUGGGAACCUUUUUUGAUGUUUAUGUACUGGAUAUUUUUGUUUCAGUCUUCGAUUGAUUGGUGGAUGAAUUGUGUCUCAGAUUCUCAGGGACUUUUGAGUUGGUGUGUAUCAAUAGGUGGUAUAUGGAAGAAAACAUGGAAUUCUCUCGCCAAAUUUUUUCUAAAAGUCAGGGACGUUAUUCGCAAAUAUUUCUAA